Messenger RNA from Cotesia congregata, 729 nucleotides. The record is from the annotation of a GenBank genome assembly. Lineage: Eukaryota; Metazoa; Arthropoda; Insecta; Hymenoptera; Braconidae.
AUGAAAUUAAGCGAGUUUGAAAUGACAGAUAUUGAAAGUAUUCUUAUGUCUCGUGAAAAUGAGGACUUGAUUUUUCAGAGGUUAUCUGAAAUGAUGGUAGAAUCUCGGACUAAAGCACAAACAUUAAUAACUCAGUAUGUCAAUAAACAAAAAGCAAUACAAAACAAAAUAAAAACAAACCAUGAAACUAUCAAUCAACUCCAGCACCAGAGCAAAGACCAAGAGCGCCAAUUGCAGGAAUGGGCUCUUGAGCAAAAAGUUUUGCAGAAAAAAAUUAGCAAUAACAAUAAAUCAAUUGAUCAGCUGAAAGAAGAAAUCGCGCUUGAGAAAAAUAAAAAAGAAGAACUGACACUCAAAUUAGUUGAUUUGGAAACUGAUCAAGAAAGAUUAAAAAAUGAAAAAAUAAAAAACUAUGAUGCUUUGAAAAGAGCUCUUGGGUUGUACAAGGAGAAAUUAAACAUACAUUUCAUGGUUGAAAUUCUCAAGGACUUUGAUCGUGUUAAGAUAACUUAUUUCCAGAAGGAAAAUCCCAAAAAAGAUUAUUAUUGUAUUCAACUUCUUAAUUAUAAUAAUAUUAUCUGGAAAGUUGAGUCAAUAGUACCGGAGCUAGACAGCAAACACUUGGAAUAUCUGAACUUGGAUUUCACCAAAGAUUACGAGAUCCUGGAAAUAAAUAAAUUAAUUCCAAAAUUACGUCAUCUCUUUGUGGAGCAUUAUUUGAGUCCCUGA